UCGCGUCAUCAUCGUGUUCCCAGUACCAGGAAGCAUAGCGACAGCUAAUAAUGUUUGACAGAAAUUCGUGGUUUUCACGAAUUUAGGAAUAAAAUAGAAGAUCACAUCGUUUAACGCCAUAUCGCAUUUCGUUUGCCGCCUUGAAAAUGAAUGUCAAUGGAAAAGAAAAGGAUUCUGCAAUCCUGAGGGAGGAGGGGAACACCUUCUUCAAGGCAGGUGACAUCGAGGGUGCUCUAUGUUGUUACACCAAGGCGCUUCGACUGAGUGAUAGUCAAACAGAGAGUGCUGUUCUGUAUCGCAACCGCUCUGCCUGCUAUCUUAGACUGGAGGAUUACACCAAGGCAGAGGCUGAUGCAUCCAAAGCUCUCGAUACCGACCCAGGUGAUGUGAAAGCCAGGUUCCGAAGGGCCCAGGCUCUUCAGAAACUAGGUCGGCUCGACCAGGCAUUCCUGGAUGCUCAAAAAUGUUCCCAGCUAGAGCCUAAAAACACAGCUUUCCAGGAUAUACUCAGACAACUGGGAACACAGAUACAGCAAAAGUCGGUGCAACUUAACUCCACAGAUGCUCGUGUGGAGCAAAUGUUCUCUCUCCUCCUAGAUUGCUCUACAAAAGAUUCAGAUAAGCAUAAAGCUGCUCAGAAUCUAGUGGUGUUAUCUCGAGAGGAGGCAGGAGCAGAGCAAAUCUUCCGUAAUGAUGGUGUGAAGCUUAUUCAGAGGCUACUGGCAUUGAAGGAGGAGGAAGUGGUCCUGGCUGCUGUCAGGACCCUGGUUGGAUUGUGCACAGGACAUCAGUCAAGAACUAUGGCCAUAGUGAAUGAAUUGGGGAUGGAGCAGCUGUGUGCAGUUAUGGGGUCAGGCGUCUCCUCAGUGUCACUGGCUGCCUGCCACCUGCUGCAGGUUAUGUUUGAGGCACUGACCGAAGGCAUGAAGAGAGAGGUCAGAGGCAAGGAAGAGGCCAUUCUUCCCGAACCAUCAAAAGAGCUACGUUCCAUGCUGCGGCACUUGUUGGAAAUGAUGCCAGCAUCCACUGUGUCUGGGCCUGGUAGAGACAGUGCCAUUAACCUCCUGGUCAAACAAGUACCCCGCAAGUCCCAAAAAAAUCCAGACAACUCCCUCACACUAUGGGUGAUUGAUCAAGGGCUGAAGAAGAUCCUGGAGGUGGCAGGGACAAUUCCUGAGAUUUCAAAGGGCCCACCUCUCACAGACAAUUCCCACAUGAGCUGCUCUGUGUUGCUUAGUAAACUUUUUGAUGACCUUAGAGGUGACAAAGAGAGAGAGAACUUCAACAAACUGUGCGAAGAAUAUGUACAGCAAUAUUUCAACCGCCCUGGUCUCGAGAACAAGCUGCAUGCCAUCCAGACGGUAUCAGUACUCCUCCAAGGACCAAGCGACGUGGGAAACAGAAUGCUGGAGAUGUCAGGAAUGAUGGAUGCAGUCAUCUCUCUGUGUGCCUCUAAGGAUGUAAGUCAUCAGCAGGUAGCAGUGGAGGCCCUCAUCCAUGCGGCAGGCAAGGCCAAGAGAGCAUCCUUCAUCACAGCCAAUGGUGUUGCACUUCUCAAAGACCUGUACAAGAAUAGUGAGAAUGAUAGGAUACGUGUGAGGGCUCUAGUGGGUUUGUGCAAAUUGGGAUCAGCGGGAGGAACAGAUUUCAGCAUGAAGCAGUUUGCAGAAGGAUCCACCCUGAAACUCGCCAAACAAUGCCGGAAGUGGCUGUGUAAUGAGUCGCUUCCCCCAACAUCUCGUCGGUGGUCUGUAGAUGGUCUUGCAUACCUCACCUUUGAUGCUGAUGUGAAGGAAGACUUGGUGGAGGACAAAAAUGCUCUACAGGCCAUGUUCGAGCUAGCUAAGUCUGAUGAUAAGACUGUGUUGUUUGCGGUGGGCUCCACACUCGUGAACUGCACUAACAGCUAUGAUGUGGAGAAACCAGACCCUCAGCUGGUGGAGCUGGCGAAGUAUGCAAAGCAGCAUGUACCAGAGGAACACCCUAAGGAUGCAUCCUCCUUUGUGGAGAAGAGGCUGUUGAAGCUGCUGGAAGCUGGUGUGGUGUCUGCAUUGGUGUGUAUGGUCAAACAAGAGAGUCCUGCCCUGACCGAGUCUUGCAGGGAGUGUAUUGCCAGGGUGUUCUUGGCUUUGGUAGAACGACAGGAAGACAGAGGAACAGUGGUGGCACAGGGUGGAGGAAAGGCUCUCAUUCCACUGGCAUCUGAGAACACAGAUGUUGGUAAAAUCAAAGCUGCACAAGCUCUGGCUAAAAUAACCAUCACAUCAAACCCCGAGAUUGCCUUUCCAGGGGAAAGGAUCUAUGAAGUGGUCCGUCCCCUCGCCAGUCUUCUCAGUAUGGAUUGCUCCUAUCUGCAGAACUUUGAGGCACUCAUGGCCCUAACCAACCUGGGUGGCAUCAGCGAGAGACUCAGGCAAAAGAUCUUAAAGGAGAAGGCUGUACCAAAAAUCGAAGGCUACAUGUUUGAGGAGCAUGAGUUGGUCCGAGCAGCUGCCACAGAGUGCAUGUGUAACCUGGUUCUAAACACGGAGGUGCAGAAGCUGUACGUGGCCACAGGGAAUGACCGCCUGAAGCUGCUUGUGCUUUACUGUGGGGAGGAGGAUGAGAGGCUGAGAAAAGCUGCUGCAGGAACAUUGGCUAUGCUGACUGCAGAGCAGCCCGAGCUAUGUGCCCGCAUCCCUGGAACAACGACCCACUGGCUAGAGAUCCUGCAGGCACUACUACUUAGUGACAUAUUAGACCUGCGUCACCGUGGUGUAGUCAUAGUUCAAAACUUGAUGCAGGCAGAGAAGAGUCUGGCUGAAACCCUCAUGGAAAGUGAGGCAUUGGAAAUUCUCACUGUCCUGGCAAAGGGAACAGAAGCUGCACGAGACCCUGUCUCCAAGAUAGCCCAGUGCUGUCUGGACAAAGCCUUGGAGUAUGAAAUCAUCAAGAGCAGAGACGGGGAAAAAAGUCAUUAACCCUCUGGGCAAGAAGAGUGUGAAUGGAAUGUAUAAGUACUUCUUGUAUCUGGGACCAGUAAAGUCAUUCCACCUUUGAGAACAAUCCACUUUGGAUAAGAUGUGUACUGUCUGUCAUUAUUCUGAAAUAAUGAUUUUGUCCUGUAUAAUUACCAAAAACAUGGGAGGGAGAAGGCAAAGAAGAUAAUUGUUUACAAAGCAAUAAGACAUUUAUUGAAAAAGGAUUAUGGAAAAACUGCCAAGUUCUGGCUGGCUGGUCAUGUAGUAGAUGCACUUUUGACUGUUAUCGCACAUGAUUUCUCCAUGAAUCAGUUUGUGUGACUUAGAGGCGUAGUAAUAUACGUUAAGCAAGAGUGCAUCACUCAAUUUGGAAACCAAAUGUUUUAUACGUGCAGUGCUGGAGAUGGCCUUUCCUUCAUAUGUGUGACCAUGCUGCCUUUGUGUGUCUCUGUUAUCUAAAAAUGCUAUGACAUUUCUUUUACUUAUCACACUACUUUUUUUAAAGUAACCCAUCACAUGAAUAUUUUUACUCAUAUCUUGAAAAGCACAUUUUGAUUUUGGUCACUAUUUCUUGUGUCCUUUAUUUUUUGUAUUGUGCUUCACUACAUUUCCAUUUUUUGUGGUGUUAACCCCAUCAACAGAGAAAUAAAACGUAU
This is a messenger RNA of Lampris incognitus (smalleye Pacific opah), 3616 nucleotides long. RefSeq names its product unc-45 myosin chaperone A (gene unc45a). Gene Ontology annotation, molecular function: Hsp90 protein binding. The coding region runs from base 147 to 2960 and encodes 937 amino acids. NCBI's taxonomy places the organism in Eukaryota, Metazoa, Chordata, Actinopteri, Lampriformes, Lampridae. The record is from RefSeq and is a predicted model, not a curated record. The transcript is spliced from 19 exons.